Messenger RNA from Acaulospora morrowiae, 981 nucleotides. NCBI's taxonomy places the organism in Eukaryota, Fungi, Glomeromycota, Glomeromycetes, Diversisporales, Acaulosporaceae. The record is from the annotation of a GenBank genome assembly.
AUGAAUAACAAAAAGUCUAUAAAUCGUUAUCCCUUUGCAAAUAAAAAUACACAGAAAUACAGUUUACUCAAAGUCAAUCAGGAAUUAUGUAAUAAAGAAAAUAAUAUUCCGGCAUUUCCUCAUCGUAAAUUAAUAGAAUCCACACAAAAGGAAAAGGUCUUCAACGAUGCGAGUAAAAGAAAAGUCGAGGAUGUAAAAAAGGAGACUAGUUUAGGAAAUCCCAUUUAUAUGAAUUUUGACAUUGGACACCCUCUCGGGAAAGGACAAUUUGGUUGUGUUUUUGUGGCCAGAGAAAAAACAAGCGGUUAUAUAGUCGCCUUGAAGGUUUUGACCAUAAAAGAAAUUAUUAAAUCACAUACCGAAAAACAAUUAAGAAGAGAAGUGGAAAUUCAAACUAACUUGAGACAUCCCAACAUUCUACGUCUUUAUGGGCAUUUUCACGACGAAGCGAGGGUUGUAUUAAUUCUCGAGUAUGCAAAAAAAGGAGAACUUUAUUAUCACCUACGAAAGAGUGGAAGAUUUUCAGAAAAACGCGCGUCAAAGUAUAUUUAUCAAAUGACUGAUGCUUUAAGUUAUAUUCAUAAGAAACAUGUCAUUCAUCGAGAUAUAAAACCGGAGAAUUUGUUAUUAGGAAUGGGUGAUGUGCUUAAAAUUGCGGAUUUUGGAUGGUCAGUGCAUGCACCAAGUCAUAAACGUAAAACGUUUUGUGGUACCUUGGACUACAUCCCACCAGAGAUGGUGGAUGAUGAAGACCACGAUGAAAAGAUUGAUAUUUGGUCACUUGGCGUUUUAUGUUUUGAGCUUCUAACUGGAACAGCUCCAUUCGAAACAGAAGGCGGACAUUCAGAAACGUAUCGAAGAAUAGCAACAGUUGAUUUUACGUUUCCUGAUUAUUUGUCAUUCGAGGCGAAAGAUUUAAUUAAAUCGGUAAUUUCUAGUUUCUGUUUGUGUGAAUCCGCGUUAUUAUCAUACUUACAUUAA